Messenger RNA from Anolis sagrei ordinatus, 1607 nucleotides. The record is from RefSeq and is a predicted model, not a curated record. Lineage: Eukaryota; Metazoa; Chordata; Lepidosauria; Squamata; Anolidae.
ACUGGGCAGAAACCCUAUAAAUGCCUGGAGUGUGGACAGAGCUUUGCUCAGAGUUCAGGUCUGCAUUCACAUAAAAGGACUCACACUGGGGAGAAACCCUAUACGUGCCUGGAGUGUGGACAAAGCUUCGCUCAUAAUUCAGGUCUGCAUUCACAUAAAAGGACUCACACUGGGGAGAAACCAUAUUCCUGCCUGGAGUGUGGACAGCGUUUCGCUUAUAGUACAAAUCUACGUUCACAUCAAAAGACUCACACUGGAGAGAAACCCUAUAAAUGCCUGGAGUGUGGACAGAGCUUUGCUCAUAGUUCUGAUCUACGUUCACAUGAAAGGACACACACUGGGGAGAAACCCUAUAAAUGCCUGGAAUGUGGACAGACUUUCACUCAUAAUUCAAGUCUACAUAAACAUCAAAGGAUUCACACAGGGGAGAAACCCUAUAAUUGCCAGGAAUGUGGAAAGAGCUUCACUCGUAGUUCAGGUCUACGUUCACAUGAAAAGACACACACUGGGGAGAAACCCUAUAAUUGCCAGGAAUGUGGACAGAGCUUCACUUGUAAUUCAGGUCUACGUAAACAUCAAAGGAUUCACACUGGGGAGAAACCCUAUAAUUGCCAGGAAUGUGGACAGAGGUUCACUUAUAAUUCAAGUCUACGUAAACAUCAAAGGAUUCACACUGGGGAGAAACCUUAUAAAUGCCUGGAAUGUGGUCAGAGCUUCACUCAAAGUUCAACUCUACGUACACAUCAAAAGAUUCACACUGGGGAGAAACCCUAUACAUGCCUGGAAUGUGGACAGAGGUUCACUCAUAAUUCAAGUCUACGUAAACAUCAAAGGAUUCACAUUGGGGAGAAACCUUAUAAAUGCCUGGAAUGUGGUCAGAGCUUCACUCAGAGUGGAGUUCUGCAGACACACCAAAGGAUUCACACUGGGGAGAAACCCUAUAAAUGCCAGGAAUGUGGACAAAGCUUUGCUCAUAAUUCAAGUCUACAGUCACAUGAAAGGACACACACUGGGCAGAAACCUUAUAAAUGCCUGGAAUGUGGACGGAGCUUCACUCAUAGGUCAGGUCUUCGUUCACAUCAAACGGCUCACACUGGAGAAAAACCCUAUACAUGCAUGGAGUGUGGAAAGACCUUUGCUUAUAGUUCAGAUCUACGUUCCCAUCUAAGGACUCACAUGGGGGAGAAGCCCUAUACAUGCCUGGAAUGUGGACAGAGCUUCACUCAGAGUUCUCAUCUAAAUAAACAUGAAAGGACACACACUGGGGAGAAACCCUAUACAUGCCUUGAGUGUGGACAGAGCUUCACUCAGAGUUCUCAUCUAAAUAAACAUCAAAGGAUUCACACUGGGGAGAAACCCUAUACAUGCCUGGAGUGUGGACAGAGCUUCACUUGUAGUUCACCUCUACAUAAACAUCAAAGAACUCACCCUGGGGAGAAACCAUGUCUAGACAUAGCAUAAAAUCAUAGAAUGAUGGGAUAAUAGAGUUGGAAGAGAUGACAUGGGACAUCCAAUCCUGCUUUGAUUUUAUAAGCUUCAUGUGAUUGUAUGGUUAUUACUGAUGUUCAAUACAGUUUUAAUAUCUGUAUAUUUUAAGUUGUAUUGCA